Molecule: messenger RNA, 1657 nt
Organism: Oenanthe melanoleuca
Lineage: Eukaryota; Metazoa; Chordata; Aves; Passeriformes; Muscicapidae
Gene: HYAL3
Product: hyaluronidase 3
Exons: 4
Coding region: 224-1564 (446 amino acids)
Biological process (GO): hyaluronan catabolic process; carbohydrate metabolic process
Cellular component (GO): acrosomal vesicle
Molecular function (GO): hyalurononglucosaminidase activity
Source: RefSeq, a predicted model, not a curated record
GCCCCGCGGGGCGCCGGCGCCGGCCGGGACUCACCGAGCUGCCGCAGCUCCUCCAGGUACUGCUUGGCCAAGCGCAGCUUCUUCUCCUGCGGCGUCUCCUCCACCUCCUCCUCCGCCGCCUCUCGCCGCCGCCGCCCCAACAACGGGCUGCAGAGACACGCGUGCGUGAGCAUCGGUACCGGCACCCCACAGGGUGCCGGCCCCGCAAGCCACUGCUGAGGGGAUGGUGCUGGUGCUGGCACUGUGGGCCUGCCUGGCACUGGGCACAGCCAGUGAGGAGAGCCCGGCCCCCGAGCCCCUGGCAGGCGGCCAGCCCUUUGCCGUGGUGUGGAACGUCCCCACCGGCCGCUGCCAGCACCGCUUCGGCGUGGGGCUGCCCCUCAGCGACUACGGCAUCGUGGAGAACCAGGGUGGCCACUUUGCUGGCCAGAACAUCACCAUCUUCUACAAGAACAAGUUUGGGCUGUACCCCUACCUGUCACAGCAGGGUGUCCCCCAUAAUGGGGGCAUCCCCCAGCGUGUCUCCCUCGAAGCCCACAUCAACAGGGUGGCUGAGGACAUCCACCUCCUCCUGCAACCUGCUUUCCAUGGCUUGGCUGUGGUGGACUGGGAGGAGUGGAGGCCCCUGUGGGCCCAAAACUGGGGGGCCAAAAAGGUGUACCGGACAGCCUCAGAGCAGUGGGUGCAGGAGCAGCACGGCAUCCUGCCAGCACAGCAGCGGCUCCGACUGGCCCAGCUGGAGUUCGAGCAGGCAGCACAGGCUCUAAUGGAGGAGACACUUCUGGUGGGCCGGGCCCUGCGCCCUGGGGGGCUCUGGGGUUUCUACCGCUUUCCCGACUGCCUCAACAGCAACUGGGCCAAGGAGGCCAACUACACCGGGCAGUGCCAGCCGGCAGAGGUGCGGCGUAACAACCAUCUGGGCUGGCUCUGGGCCGCCUCCUCUGCCCUCUACCCCAGCAUCUACCUGCCGCUGGCGCUGCCGCCCGCCCUGCGCCAGCGCUACGUGCACCACCGGCUGCGCGAGGCCCUGCGCGUGGCCGCCCGCGGGCCCGGCGGCCUGCUGCCCGUGAUCGCCUACUCCCGCCUCUCCUUCCGCCGCUCGUCCCGCUUUCUGCCGCUGGCUGACCUGGUGCACACCAUCGGGGAGAGCGCGGCGCUGGGAGCGGCUGGGCUCGUGCUCUGGGGUGACAUGCUGUACUCCCGCUCGGCUGAAAGCUGUGCCAGCCUGCGCCACUACCUCGUGUCCACCCUGGGUCCCUACGUGGCCAACGUCACAGCAGCAGCCCGAGAAUGCAGCUAUGGACAGUGCCAUGGACACGGGCGCUGCGUGCGUCGCCACCCCCAUGACCUGGGCAGCCUCCUGCACCUCGGCCCCAAUGCCGGCCCCUGGGCUGCUUUCCGCUGCCACUGCUACCGUGGCUGGGCAGGUGAAGGCUGUGCCCAGCGGGUACAGCUCAGCCCUGCCACCUCCUGCCAGGUACCCACCCACACUCAUGGCCUCUAUGGGCACAAGGAUCUCACAUCCUCUGACACCUGCCUGCCACAGGGUACGUGGGGCUGGUGACAAAAGCUGGGGACCGUCACGGUCCCCUACCCCAGCAGUGCUGCUGCUGGCACUUCCUAUGGUCUCAUUAACCUAAUAAAUUCUCCUGGCACA